Messenger RNA from Ooceraea biroi (clonal raider ant), 5473 nucleotides. It is a transcript of the gene Hydr2, whose product is annotated as abhydrolase domain-containing protein 2. Gene Ontology annotation, cellular component: sperm flagellum; sperm plasma membrane. The record is from RefSeq and is a predicted model, not a curated record. NCBI's taxonomy places the organism in Eukaryota, Metazoa, Arthropoda, Insecta, Hymenoptera, Formicidae. Gene Ontology annotation, molecular function: acetylesterase activity; monoacylglycerol lipase activity. Gene Ontology annotation, biological process: medium-chain fatty acid catabolic process; medium-chain fatty acid biosynthetic process; sperm capacitation.
AAAACGGGAAAUUUAUUCCGAACCUGUGUGCAGACAGCGACCCCGGGUCAUCGUUCGUUUGUCGCCGCAUGUCAGCAAUCUUUACGCGAUUCUCGUGAAUGCUCGCAGUGUGCUGUUAUCGGCGCACCCGGUGAAACAAUGCUGGCCGUGUGUCGUUCGUAGAUUCCUCUGGCAUCCUGCUAGAGCGAAAUCGCAUUUGCCUCUUCAUUAUUAAUAACUGUCGAGUUUAUCUUUGUUUUUAACAUUUUUGUUCUUUUUUUUAUCUCGCCGGUAACGUUGACGACGAGACGGAAGCCGGGAACUCAGUAUGAUGGAGGUUAAUGAAUCGCCCUCGGCGGGAUUCACGCCUCGGGAUUACGUUGAUUUAGAUAGCGUGGUUAAUUAGCCGCAAUUGUGAUCGGCGUCGCUCACUAACUCGUAAGUUUCAAGUUUUCGUGGAACGGAAUUAUCGAAUUAUCUUUUCGAGGUAAAGCGGCGUGGGACGAUAUUUGCGCGAUAGACCAUCACGCCGCGGCGUGACGAGUGAAAAAUUCCAUAAGGAUGCAACCGUGCGGGUGCAACUGCUUUCUUGCUUUGUCGAUGAUUCAGCCCGCGGCUUCGGCUUGACAUUUACACUUGCACUUCGGCGUGCCGGGGAGACGCCACAUGCUCGGUGCAUUCCGUGCACAACGUGACUCGCCGCCCCAUCGGCGAGUUAAAUCCGAAAAGUUCAAAGUGACGCGAGGAGACGUCAGUCGUAUGAAUCACACAUUGCUCAUCCACGGCCGCCGCAGCUCUCCGCUGGUGGUAACCUGUCAAUCAGCCCACGAAGUCCUAGCUUAAGGAGAUAGCUGUACAUAAUUUUCUUCACCCGGAAGAGCUUAGGUAAGAUGCAAAAAAAAGAGGAAACGUCACAAAAACUGCCUGCGCGAUAACGCGAGUACCGUUGGCAAAAAGAUAGAAUUCGAGAGACGGGGAACGGUGUUUUUUAAAGUAGGCAACGAAGUCGACACGAAGAUUUCAGAGAAGAAAGACACGAAGAAGUAGAAAAAGCGGGACUGCUGUUUUCAGAUCAACGACCGAGAGAGAUGUCCACAGCGUUGCUAGCUGUGUUCGCCGUGAUCCUCUGCAUCCUUUUCAGGAUACUGAACGUCAAUAGUGCUCCGCAGAAACCGCUCCUCGUUUGCAAGGACCAAUCUUUCUUAUCGACGAUACUGAAGAUCGCGCCGCUCAUUGCCGAACCAUACAAGCCGACGAGGUUGUGGGGUUUCAGCGGGCACGUACAGACCAUCGUCCACAGUGUUAUAGGGCGCGUUCGAUGCCCUUGGCCCAUUGGCGAACGUGUGUCCAUCAGUCUUUCCGAUGAUACCACUCUUACGUAUGAUCUCUAUCAACCGUUGACCAAUGGACACGAAGAUGAUAUAACGAUAGCCAUUUGUCCCGGUAUCGGGAAUAGCUCGGAAAGCGUUUACAUCAGGACAUUCGUGCACUUCGUCCAAUGCCACGGCUACCGAUGCGCGGUACUUAAUCAUGUCGGGGCCCUUUCUAGUGUCAAGAUCACGGCACCCAGAAUAUUCUCUUACGGUCACACGGAUGAUUACAAUAUGAUGUUACAAAGCUUGGUAGAAAAGCAUCCUAAUACUAAAAUAGUUUGCAUCGGAUACAGUUUGGGCGGAAAUUUGGUAACAAAAUACCUAGGAGAACGCGGUUCCAAUAAAUUGCCUAAUAUUAUAGGAGGCAUAUCGAUUUGCCAAGGAUACAACGCUCUCGAAGGAACAAAGAUUCUGUUAAACUGGCAGAACUUUAGACGCUUCUACCUAUACGUGAUGACAGAAUCGAUGAAGAACCUCAUACUCAAGCACAAAAAUAUGCUUUUAUCCGAGGACGUGAAGCAGAGAUGUAACCUGAACGAACGUGAUAUAAUCUCUGCAGCGACGUUACCCGAAUUGGACGAAGCAUACACGAGGAAGGUACAUAACUUCAGAUCUGUACAAGAGUUGUACAAAUGGAGUAGUUGCGUAUUUUACCUAGACAAUAUUACAACGCCGAUGGUAUUCAUUAACGCGUUAGACGAUCCCGUCGUACCUGAAGUAUUAUUGAAGCCAAUCAAGGAUCAUGCGGCAAAACACUUAAACACAUUGUACGUGGAGGUAGCUCACGGAGGUCAUCUAGGCUUUUACGAGGGAGGUCUUUUAUAUCCGAAUCCUAUAACGUGGUUGGAUCGAUCCUUGGUGUCUCUCGUAGGCUCUCUAACUCUAGCGCAUGCAGAUAAAGCUCUCAAAGCAUCUUAACUUAAUUUUAGCUGGAUUAAUGUAGACGUAUUAUUGGGCGUUGAUUGCCAAAACACGUUACAUACGAUCUUGCGAGAUCUAUCAGCACUGCACUUAACCCCUCGUUGUUGGGUAAUCGAGGUGGUUUUGACGACUGAGAAUGCGAUCGAAGAACGAAGACGGCAAAUCGUCUAGUAAUACGGCAAUAGUCUAGUAAAAAUAUUUUGUACACGCUUUUUGAUGAUUAUUUCACGAGAAACAAAGUUCGUAGAAUUGCAUUUUGUUUUACGAGUAAAAUAAGUAAUAAAGUGUGACUGAAGUAACAAACAAACAAACAAACAAACGUUUGCUCAUUACAAUUUCGAAAUUGGAUAUAGCUUUAGAACGUCGGUAAAAUAGCUGUUCACGAUUCUUUACACGUAGUUACGAUUAGCGGUAUAUUUAUUAUUGUACGAUCUAGCGCGAUAAAAUUCGACAGCCUAAUUUCCUAAAAAAACAUAAAGCAGAGACGCGAAAUAAUCGAUGUUUUUCACGUCUCACCAACACUUCUUUCUCAGGGAUCUUUUAUAGUGCGACGGUUCAAUGAGAAGACCUUUGAUGGUCUUAUCAGAAUGUUUGGAGGUGCUCACUGUAUAAGCAAGUUAAUCAUUACGAUAUACGCAUUGAGUGUAAAUUACAUGCAAUACGAAAUAUCUUGUGUGUAUAUAUAUAUACUUGAACAGAAAACAACUUGUAUUUAUGUACAAUUAAAUGUAUUACUAUAUAAGCUAUAUACCAAUUUUUAAGAUGUAUUUAUAAACGUGUCUUGAUCACAAUCUAAGAUGUUCAGCUUUAUCGAUAUGGAAAAAUUGUUGUCAUCGUACAGCCAAUGAUGUACGUUACUUGAUCUGGGAUUGGCAAUAAUGUUGGAUUUUCAAGAAAAUCAAAUUCAAUGUAAAGCAAAUUUACAAUUCCGCAAAUGUAUUUCAAAAGUGUGUACAUCAAAUAUUAAAAGUGUAAUGUAAAUAAAAUAAUGCUUUAAUUGAAAUUAUAGGCGAGCUAUAGAAUAAAUAUUUUAUGAAUCUAUAUUUCAUGAAUCCAACUUUAUUACUGGCUGGUUCAUGCAGAUAACAAAUUUAUAUAUUUUGUAAUUUUGGUUACGUAUAUGAGAUUAAAAACUCUGGUGAAACAACCAAUACAUCUGCGCAUUUGAUAUUAUAAUAUAUAUAUGUGUGUGUGUGUGUAUGUAUGUGUGUAUAUAUAUAUAUAUAUAUAUAUAUAUAAGCAAUGUAUAUUAUUUAAUGUAAAUAUGAAGAGUUGUAUUAUGAAAUAUUACACGUUGCGUUGUUAGAAUUUGUUCCACACUGAUUUAUUAUAUAUGCUUUUAUUAUAAUACAAUUUCACGAAUAUACGUUAUAUUUAAUCCGUUAUAUUCCAUGCGAUACACUCAAAAUAUCUUGUUCACGAAAUAUAAUAGAUCUUGAUGCGAGUGUGGAAUAUAACGAAUUAAUACUAUAUUAGAUUGUAUAUAACGUACAUUCAAGAUAGCAUAUUAAUGUGGUCUGCCACGAUGAGUCCAUAUUGAUAAAGUUAAUGUGCAAUGUGUAAUAAUUUCCUGAAUUAGACAAUAUAUUUUGACCAAUAGAUUUAAAUUAUGAUAUGCAUGCGCAUCGACCGCGUGGCUUAACUAAAUUUAUUUGCCAUUACUGUGUUUUAAUGAUGAUGAUAAUGAUGAUGAUAAUGAUGAUGUUUCUUCUAACGGUACUAUUAACAACGACAAUUUUAUGUAGUCUCGUUUAAUUAGGUAAAAAAAACAGACGACAUUUUUAAAUACUUGGAAUACUCGUACAACGCAUAACAUGUAAAACGUAAUUUACGUACAAUCGAGUCACUGCUCGACUAAGAAGAAUUUAUUUUCAUGAUAAUUUACACUGAUCAAUUUUGAUGCAAAAUAUGGUGCAAUGUAAACGUUUCAGAAUGUAAUCAAAUAUUCGCAAACGGAUUUUAUUUCAAUUGUAUGAAAGCAAAUGUUAAGAUCGAAUGUGGGAUAUUGAUUAAUAUGCGACGAUAGUUGUAACUCUACAAAGUGUAAUUCGCGAUCAUAAAAAAUCAAGAAGACGUAAAGAGUCUCUAAACAAAGUAGGGAAAAAAUGCUUUUUGUUGAAAUAUUUUAUAGUAUAACUUGUUCUUAUCUCACAUAUGUAUUUAUUUUUCACUGUUAUUAUAAAUGAAAUUGAAUUUAAUUCCUUUUUAUGAGUUCCUUUAUUUUCCAUUAUAUCUUUGCUAAAGUUAACUCUCAGCGCAGAUAUAUAUUUUGAUCACGACAAUAUAAUACUCACACGAUAUACAAAACUAAUGAAACUUGAUAUGCAUACUAUUGGAUACAUUAUAAGAACAUAAAAAAUUUUUUAUACGUGAUGAAUGUGAAACACAGAUCUUAAUGACUUAAAUCAAGAAUAUAAAAUAAUUUCACAACAAAAUUUAUAAGAAAUUUGUACAUAACGUAUAAUUUGCAUAUGUGUAGUUAUAAAAUUAACACUGAAUAAAUACAUACUGAAUAAUUUUUUCGGUGUACACGUGGCUCGAUCUGUCGCGUCUUCAUCUUUAUUCAAAAAAUUUGAAAAAAUUCAUGAAACGUUUGUUUAUCUUAUAAUUGACGCUGCCAUAAUCAUUUACAGUUUUAGAAAGAAAAACUAGACAGGCAGGUUUGCUGGUUUGACAUUUACGAGCAUAUGUUAUUUUGGCUCGGACGUCAUAGACUCACCUGUUUAUUCGGAGGGUUAAGAGUUGUUCCAAUAUUUUUGUAAUUGUUCGAUUACAUAUAUGAUUUAAAACAUCAAUGAACACACCUGAUUUUGUUAUUACAAUAAUGAAACAAAAUUUAUUGAUUAACUUUUACUUUUUUAUCGAAAACUUGGUUAACGAAAUGUUUCUAUCGGUAAUUUUUUAAGAAUAUUUCAACUGUUCAUACUUACACAUCGUAAUUUAGGCAAAAUUCGUUAACAUUUUGCCUUGUCUGUACCUUUAAGGACAGAAUAAUUAUAUUAUAUGUAUGUAUGUAUAUAUUGAGUCAGGCAAGAAAUUCGGUUCGAUUAUCAAUAACUGACAAUAGCAUACACAUAAUAUGUUCAUAAUGUCUAUAUCAUAGAAUAUAGAUAAUAAUGCCUAAUCAUAAACAAUGCUAGUGAUUACUUAAUUGAUGAAUAAUGUGUUUCUACUGAAUGCAAUAAAGUAAAAUUUGAGCA